Varanus komodoensis (Komodo dragon) is the source of this 570-nucleotide messenger RNA. It is a transcript of the gene IQCM, whose product is annotated as IQ motif containing M. The coding region runs from base 1 to 570 and encodes 189 amino acids. The record is from RefSeq and is a predicted model, not a curated record. Lineage: Eukaryota; Metazoa; Chordata; Lepidosauria; Squamata; Varanidae. The transcript has 5 exons.
AUGAAGGCCAAGAGUCACGGGACAAAUUUGUUAGCAGUUGUAAAAGAAUACCGUAAAAUGAUGUAUCGCAUUAAGCAUCGAUGUGGAAUCUUGGACCUAACAACACCACUGGUAUUUGACCAACUAGAAGACUGGCUUGACAAGAAAAAAUUUUAUGAAACCAUGUUUGCAAAGAGAGAGUUCUUGAAAGAGAUGGAUAGAAAUGAUAUACCUAGAUUUUUCAGGGAUUGUGGCCGUUUCCCAACCAAAGAUGAAAUGGACAAUGCUGUGAAACUGGUCUUGGGAGAUUGUGAUCCAAAAAUAAGAAGCAUCAAUAAAACUCAAGCGGUUGAAAUAGCAUUCAUGUUGUAUCCUCCUUGUGGUCUCAAAUUAAAAACUGCAGCUGUUGCCAAGUCAACAUGGCUGAAACCAAUCAUUGAUGGUGAAGAUGGUUACAGAUAUUUAGUGAGUGGACAUCCGGCACUGAAAGCAGCUGAUAUUCGGAGAGCUGGAGCUUUAGUAGCUGCAUCAAUUCGUGAGAGGAAGAGGAAAGAGUGUGAGGCUGAUAACUAUUUAGUUGACAGUGACUAA